GAGCUCUUAAUCCUAAUACCCCCGAAAGAUCCCCGCUCUAUGCCCCCUGAUCUGCCCCGCUCUCAAGACCUCCACUUCCCAAGCACUAAAUGACGGCAUGCCACGAUUCCGCCUCUUCACCAUCGAUCUCUGUCCACCAUGCCCCCGCGAGUCAACCUUCGCUCGAGCGCUGUCAAACGCAUCAUGCAGGAGGCAGCCGAGACCUCGGACCCGGACACGGACGGCUUCAUUGCGACGCCGUUAGAGUCGGACAUCUUCGAAUGGCACUGCACUCUCCGCGGCGUUCGGGGCACCGAGUAUGAAGGUGGUCUGUAUCACCUGCGAAUUCUCCUCCCUGCCAGCUAUCCUAUGAGUGCACCGGAUAUCGUCUUGCUCACUCCCAACGGGAGGUUCGAGCUCGGCAAGAAGAUCUGCAUCGACGGCCUAACUAGCUUCCACGCUGGGUCGUGGCAGCCCGCUUGGGGUGUACGGACAGCGAUUACAGGCUUGCGCGCGUUCUGGACGCAGGAAGGCGAGGCGCUAAGUGCAAUUGGUGCGCUGGAUGUGCCGAAGGAAGAGCGGCGACGGCUAGCUAAGCUAUCGCGGGACUGGACAUGCCCGACAUGUGGAGAGAGCAAUGCUAGUCUCCUUCCUGAUCCGCCAGAGGGCAUCGGCUCCGGUCCCAGCUCAUCAGGACGGGUGUUGGGGAAGCCUGACUCGGAACUUGGGACGGGCGGCGAAGAGAAUGACUCGUUACCCCGCACAUCCUCACCCAUGCCGGACGUCCGUCUCACCGCCAACGGGCCUGCCAACGCCGAUACUUCACCCAUCAUCCCGCCCGACGCGGUCAUUCCAGAUGUUCCGGAGCACCACACCCAUACCCCGGCGCGACAGGACACUGACCCGUCACAGGCCGUCCUGGGCCAAUCCUCAGUCGGAUCUACGGUGACACAGCCGCCUCUCGCCCAUGUGAAUGUGACCGCCGCGUCAUCAGUCUCGGGAGCAGCAGCAGUGGCGCCUGCAACCGGCGAUUCGCCCCGUCCUCUCACCCCAGACCAUCUCCUUCACGUUCCCUCCACCAAUCCCCACACUCCCUCCCCGGCUCCUCCAGCGAUCACGACCUCCUCUUCCAUGCGACUUGGCCCCGUACCCCUCGAGCCGACCCGCACGAUACCUCAAGGCCUCCGUCGCCGGGGUGACACCCCUCCUCCCCCAGCCGCCGCUGGGGCUCGGCCACCGCCUCCCGGUCCAGCGGUGACUGGACGCCCUCCUCCUCCUGCGCCCGCCGCGCGUCCAAUCCCACCAGCACAGGGAGCUAGUGGCCACGGCAUCCCGGCUCGCUUCACGGCCCCGCCGGCUCAGCCGCAGCGACGCGCCCCGCUCUGGCUCGAUGCGCUCAUCGCUGUGCUUGUCCUGUUCCUUCUGUACCUCCUUACUGGGAGGGCGUAGAUUGACAUCCAAAAUUGGGACGGAUCAUGACUUGCUUUGACUGUUGUACCUUGUAACCAUUUGAUUUUACUCUAUGAGAUUUUACUCCAUGACAAUCCGAGUGAUCGC
Cutaneotrichosporon oleaginosum is the source of this 1536-nucleotide messenger RNA. RefSeq lists its product as uncharacterized. The record is from RefSeq and is a predicted model, not a curated record. Gene Ontology annotation, molecular function: metal ion binding. Lineage: Eukaryota; Fungi; Basidiomycota; Tremellomycetes; Trichosporonales; Trichosporonaceae.